Messenger RNA from Phalaenopsis equestris, 474 nucleotides. RefSeq lists its product as uncharacterized. The annotation marks the transcript as partial. The transcript has 3 exons. Lineage: Eukaryota; Viridiplantae; Streptophyta; Magnoliopsida; Asparagales; Orchidaceae. The record is from RefSeq and is a predicted model, not a curated record.
GUUAGACGUCACUAUGGCCGUCACUCGUUCAAAUUCGACGAUCUCAAAGAGCUCAUUAACUGCUCCCUAAUCCGGACAUACAUUCAAUAUAGAGAAGAAUUCAUUUUUUUGAGACCGCGGCCUCAAUUGAAAGUUUCGAGAAGGAAGAAUAUUUGUGCCUUUUGUGGCAAUGGUCUUAAUUACAACUAUCGCUACUGCAGCCUUAGUUGCAAGGUGGAGCACGUUCGGUUGGAGGAGAAUGACAUAUCGAGCAUAUUGUUGCAAUUUGAUGCAUCACAAACUAGAUUAACUGAAUCCGAGAACCUACAAACGAAUGUUGAUGAUCAACCUAAUGAGGAAGUAGUUGAUGGCGAUCAUAAUCAGAUCACACCAAAUCUAGCUCCAAUAGACACUGAAAUAGACGUUGAGCCGGAUGAGGGGAGCUCUAGCGGAUGGAGCAUUAGUGAAAUAUUUGCGAGUAGUGACGAUGAAUAA